Molecule: messenger RNA, 1596 nt
Organism: Phoenix dactylifera (date palm)
Lineage: Eukaryota; Viridiplantae; Streptophyta; Magnoliopsida; Arecales; Arecaceae
Source: RefSeq, a predicted model, not a curated record
AUGACGAGGGUGCGCUGGCAACCCUUCGACUUCGAGAGUGUGCCGGCGAUCUGCCCCCGGUGUGGAUGCAUGGAUCAUGCGGACGCCGCCGCAUGUCGUUUUCCGGCGACUGGCCGAGCUGCGGGCGGCCCGACCUCGGGAGCGGAGGACCCUGGGGGCGGGACGGACCGGACGCCUCCGGCCACUGAGGAGGAGGACCAAGGGCCAGUGCACGGCCCUUGGAUGGUGGCAACGCGGCGGAGAGUUCCACGGGAGAACCCUCCGCCGCGACCGGGGGAGACGACCAGGCCCGACAAGGGGCCUGGGUUGUCUUCGACCCGGUCGCCACCCCCUGCGGCCAGCCCGACCUCGCCGGCGUCACCGGCGGACACCGACGGUUGGCAGAAGCCAACGAAAGUCGCGCGCCGCCGGUCGCCGCUGGCCAGUGAGGGGGAUAGACCAGUCCCGGCCGCCCUAACAGGGGCGGUCUGGUUUCCUUUGGCCGGCAACCCGGGACCUGACUCGGUCGAACCGGGGCCAAGUCGGCGGGUCGACCCGGCUGUCUCGGUUGACCCGGCCCCCCCGCGGGCCGACCAUGGGCCCAACGGGGCGGUCGCGGCCCGGGCCCAGAAUCAAAAACGGCCCAGGCCCCUAGCGGGCCUUGGCCCACAUGGGGGCCCAGGCCUGCUCGUCCAAAAUACAGGGCAGGCCCAGCGCGCACGGGCCCAGCGGGCUGGGCGCCGCGGCCGUGGGCCGGCCCACUUGAUCGGCGCGCCCUGCGCCAACGGCGCGCCGCGCCCUGACGGCGCGCCAGGCGCAGGAGGCGCGCUGCCGCCUGCGGGCGCGCCAUGCACCGGGUCGCGCCUGUUGACGCGGGCGCGCCCUGCACCGGGUCUGCGUCUGCCGUCGGGGGCCCCUCCUGGCGAGUGGGCCGCACCUCCUUUGGAACAGCAGGGCCCGCGGGCCCAACUUGCUGUGGGGCCGCAGGCCUCGCUAGUUUCGGGCCUUGGAGCUGGUACGGAGGCCCCGGCGACCCAGGAUCUGGCUGGUGGGGGCCCACGGGACUCUGCCCAGCCAGCCUUGGGUGCGGGGGAUCUGGCUGACCUGUCUCCCUUGGCCCGGGACGAGCUGACCACGGAUGGGGGACCUGUGGCACUAGCGGGGGCCUUUCCAGUUCACCCCACCAGGCCAGGAGCUGGCGGUGGGUCUGGGGUUCUCGCAGGCCGACGGCCAGGACCACCCCAUGGUGGGCGUGCCGAGCGAGCCGCGACCGUGGGAUGCGUUCGUGGGCCCUGGGGGUGGCCCGGAUGGAGUCUUCCGUUUUGGCCCACCCCCCCGGUUGCGGGAGUGCGGGAGGAUGCCACCCCAGGUGGGCGUGUGGUGGGGGACCACCCCAUCCCUCACACCGAGGGGAGCAUGGCAGAGGCUCCACCUUUGGGAGGGGGUACGGACCACUCUUUUGUCGUGCAGCGCGUCAGGGCAGCAGUUAUGGGGGUUGUGUCCGCAGCUAGUGGUGAGGACGAGGGGCGAGAUUGCCGGGGUGCCGGGCCUGAGGAUGGCCCUGCGACUCUGGGGGAGGAUGAGUCUGAGGCCGACUAUGUGGACUGUGACCCAUGA